Cornus florida is the source of this 3982-nucleotide messenger RNA. Its product is annotated as protease Do-like 7. The record is from RefSeq and is a predicted model, not a curated record. The coding region runs from base 335 to 3679 and encodes 1114 amino acids. Gene Ontology annotation, biological process: proteolysis. The transcript is spliced from 24 exons. NCBI's taxonomy places the organism in Eukaryota, Viridiplantae, Streptophyta, Magnoliopsida, Cornales, Cornaceae. Gene Ontology annotation, molecular function: protein binding; serine-type endopeptidase activity.
CAGACUUAAAAACGUGAACACUCACACGCACGCAUUUGCGGACCUUUUUGACGGAAACAACUUCCUUUUACUUUCACCUCAAUCAAUCCCAUAGAUUCCUCGGAAAACCCCAAACCCCAUCAAGAGAGAGAAAGAAAGAAAACCACUCAUCCAGUCGCCGGAAUAUUCGCUAGCUGUCUUCAGAUUCCGAUACUAAGAUCGCGUGUAUCUCUGCAUCUAUGUCCUAAAACCCUAAUCUCAAAUAAAGGCAAUCCAAAUCAAGAUAUUUUAAACUUUAUUUAACACACUGAAAAUUAGGGUUCUGGAGAGUGAUUUAGAGAGAGAAAGUUAGAGAAUGGGUGAUCAAUUGGAGAGGUUGGGAUCGGAGAGUGCGGCGACGCUGGAGUCGAGCAUAAAGGAGGAACUUUCUAUGGAGAUUGAUCCGCCGUUCAAAGAAAAUCUUGCGACCGCCGAAGAUUGGAGAAAGGCACUCAACAACGUCGUUCCAGCGGUGGUCGUGCUUCGGACCACCGCUUGUCGAGCUUUUGACACCGAAUCCGCCGGUGCCAGCUACGCCACCGGUUUUAUUGUCGAUAAGCAGCGCGGAAUUAUACUCACUAAUCGUCACGUGGUGAAAGCUGGGCCUGUAGUUGCAGAAGCUAUGUUUGUAAACCGCGAAGAAGUUCCUGUAUAUCCUAUAUACAGAGACCCGGUUCACGAUUUUGGUUUCUUUCGCUAUGACCCCAGUGCCAUUCAAUUUCUGAGCUACGAGGAGAUUCCUCUUGCUCCUGAGGCUGCUUGUGUUGGACUUGAGAUCAGGGUUGUUGGCAAUGAUAGUGGGGAGAAGGUGUCUAUUUUGGCUGGUACCCUUGCUCGUUUGGAUAGAGAUGCUCCUCAUUAUAAAAAGGAUGGCUACAAUGACUUCAAUACAUUCUACAUGCAAGCUGCAUCUGGAACUAAAGGAGGUUCGAGUGGUUCCCCAGUAAUCGAUUGGCAAGGCAGGGCAGUUGCCUUGAAUGCUGGGAGCAAGUCAUCUAGUGCUUCGGCCUUUUUCUUACCUUUAGAACGGGUUGUAAGGGCAUUAAAAUUCUUGCAGAAGGGAAGAGAUUCAUAUCAAGAUAAGUGGGAGGCCAUUGCUAUUCCUCGUGGUACUCUUCAGGUGACAUUUCUUCACAAAGGAUUUGAUGAGACUCGUCGGCUUGGUCUCCGGAGUGAUACAGAACAGUUGGUGCGACAUGCAUCCCCGCUUGGUGAAACUGGAAUGCUUGUUGUUGAUUCUGUGGUGCCAGGUGGGCCAUCCCACAAUCUUUUGGAGCCAGGUGAUGUGCUUGUUCGCAUGAAUGGGGACGUAAUUACUCAGUUCCUGAAAUUGGAGACUUUACUUGAUGACGGUGUGGGACAGAAGAUUGAACUACAGAUUGAAAGGGGUGGGACUCCAUUGACUGUGGACUUGGUGGUUCAAGAUUUACAUUCAAUUACUCCUGACCACUUUUUGGAAGUAAGUGGUGCUGUGAUACAUCCACUUUCAUAUCAACAGGCCAGAAAUUUUUGUUUCCACUGUGGUCUUGUAUAUGUUACAGAACCUGGAUAUAUGCUUGUUAGAGCUGGAGUCCCUCGCCAUGCCAUUAUAAAGAAGUUUUCAGGUGAGGAGAUAUCACGACUCGAAGACCUAAUCUCUGUCCUUUCUAAGCUGUCUAGGGGUGCUCGAGUGCCAUUGGAAUACAUAAGCCAUACGGAUCGUCAUCGGAGUAAGUCUGUCCUGGUCACCGUUGAUCGCCAUGAAUGGUAUGCCCCUCCUCGGAUAUACACUCGCGAUGACAGUUCUGGUUUAUGGACAGCAAAGCCUGCUCUGCCCCCGGACUCUCCACUAUUGUCUUGUGGGAUGAAUUAUAUUGAACAUGAUCUUGUAAACCAUAUGGGUUUAUCAGAUCCUGGCGAGGCUAGUCUAAUGGAGCAUAUGCAUCAAGAUAUUAACCGGGAAUUGACAGAUGGCGUUACCAUGAUGGAAACUAGUUAUGAACAUGUUGCUGAGGAACCUCAUUCUCGGGGUCAAUCUGAUGUUGGAGCAAAGAAGCGGCGAGUGGAAGGGGAUUUAUCUUCUGAUGGUCUUGUUGUUGCUGACUGUUCUUUACGUGAGCCUGCAGAAGAAGUGUUGGAAGACUCGAGAAACUCAGAGAAUGCAGUUUUGAGAGAUUAUCAAACUGCAGCAGCCACAGCAGCUAAUGCUUCAGUAGCUGAGCGUGUGAUAGAGCCUACUCUUGUAAUGUUUGAGGUUCAUGUGCCACCAUCUUGUAUGCUUGAUGGUGUCCACUCACAGCAUUUUUUCGGAACUGGUGUUAUUAUAUAUCAUUCACAAACCAUGGGAUUGGUUGCAGUUGACAAGAACACUGUUGCGAUAUCUGUGUCUGACGUAAUGCUUUCUUUUGCUGCUUUUCCUAUUGAAAUUCCGGGGGAGGUGGUGUUUCUCCAUCCUGUUCAUAAUUAUGCUCUUAUUGCAUAUGAUCCUUCUGCUCUUGGAGCUGGUGCCUCAGUGGUUCAUGCUGCUGAACUUCUUCCUGAACCUACACUGCGUCGUGGAGAUCCAGUCUAUCUUGUGGGGUUAAGUAGGAGCCUGCAGGCAACAUCAAGGAAAUCUGUUGUUACCAAUCCUUAUGCUGCUCUGAAUAUUGGUUCGGCUGAUUGUCCUCGUUAUAGAGCAACCAAUAUGGAAGUUAUUGAGCUUGAUACUGAUUUUGGUAGUACUUUCUCGGGUGUGCUAACUGAUGAGCAUGGAAGGGUUCAAGCAAUCUGGGGAAGCUUUUCAACCCAGCUAAAAUAUGGUUGUAACUCAUCAGAAGAUCAUCAAUUUGUACGAGGUAUGCCAAUUUAUACAAUCAGUCAAGUCCUUGACAAAAUCAUAUCUGGUGCAAAGGGACCACCUCUUCUCAUAAAUGGCAUCAAAAGGCCAAUGCCGCUCAUCAGGAUUUUAGAGGUUGAACUUUAUCCUACUUUGCUUUCCAAGGCCCGGAGUUUUGGAUUGAGUGAUGAAUGGAUCCAGGCUCUUGUCAAGAAAGAUCCUGUUAGACGACAAGUCUUACGUGUUAAGGGUUGUUUGGCUGGUUCAAAAGCUGAGAAUCUAUUAGAACAAGGUGACAUGGUCUUGGCAAUUAAUGGAGAGCCUGUUACAUGCUUCCAUGACAUUGAAAAUGCUUGUCAGGCGCUAGAUCAAAGUGAUGACAAUGAUGGGAGUCUUAACUUGACUAUUUUCCGUCAGGGACGUGAAAUCAAACUUCUUGUGGGAACAGAUGUGAGGGAUGGAAAUGGAACAACACGGGUGAUAAAUUGGUGUGGAUCUGUUGUCCAGGAUCCUCACCCAGCGGUGCGUGCUCUUGGAUUUCUUCCACAACAAGGCCAUGGUGUAUAUGUGGCAAGGUGGUGUCAUGGGAGUCCAGUGCAUAGAUAUGGACUUUAUGCUCUUCAGUGGAUUGUUGAAGUUAAUGGGAAAUCAACUCCUGAUCUAGAUGCCUUCAUCAAUGUAACAAAGGAAUUAGAAGACAGGGAGUUUGUUCGUGUCAAGACUGUCCACUUGAAUGGGAAGCCUCGGGUAAUGACAUUGAAGCAGGAUUUGCACUACUGGCCUACGUGGGAGCUUAGAUUUGAUCCCAACACUGCAAUGUGGCGCCGCCAGACAAUAAAAGCAUUAACCUGCGGGAUUGCAUGAACCCACCCUUCUGUAUUUCAUAGACUCCCCCGGGAAGAGAGGAGAAAAUAUAGAUCAGAAAUAUGUCAGAAUUUUAUUUAUUGAACCCUUUGGGGUUACUAUGCUGUUGUAUUGAGAUAUGAACUGUAAUAAUACUACUAGUGUUAGUUAUACUAGGAAGAUCUUAUAAGUCUGGUUCUUGCAUAUUGCGAUUAGCAAUUGUCUGGGAGAGGAUCAAGUACCACAAAAAUAUUUAUUCUGUGCCGGUAUAACUAUUAUAUUUAUUAUUGUAAAAUUAUAAUAAAUUUUCAGCUUUUGCCUUCA